CAGAAUUCUCUAUCCAGGUAUCAAUCGACUUAUGCCGUGUCAUCUUCGUAACAUAUCUCAAUAGGUCGGUUUUUUGUCAAUUACCUAUUAUAGCUAUUCUUCUUUAUUCACACUUGAGACCGAUUAUAUAAAAGAUUGGCAUUAAAAACAACACAGACGGCAAUAUUAAAAAACUAUCGAAUUGGAGAAUAAUUCAUCCAGCUAAAAUGGGUUGUUUGUGUCUUAACAUUCAUCCAACCCGUUUAUUAUUUGUGUUAAUGAGUUGUGCUAUUUUCGAGUUUAGUUUGUAUUACUUUCGUAUCAAUUGGUAAAAUUGAACCAACCCCCACUUGUCUUUGUGCACUGAAAUUAUGUCUUGAGCUUGUUGCAUUGAUACAAGUCCAAGCAGACAAAUCAGAGUCUCACGAGGCAUUUAAUUCUCCUUCUACACAUAAGAAGAGAGCUCAGAAAUGAAAACAAAGGUAAGGGGAGAGCAAUGGAGACAGAAGUGAUUGGCAGAAGAGACUUUGGUGGUUCACUACCUGUUGAUAAUGUUCAAGCCCUUGCUUCCAAGAACUUGGGGGAUAUACCACCACGGUAUAUCAGGCCAGAGGUCGAGGUCAGUGAAGAUUUAGUCGACGAGUCUCUCCAAAUUCCAGUGAUUGACAUGGGCAAGCUUGUGAGUGACCAGUUUGGCUAUGAUGAUGAAUUGGCAAAGCUUCAUCAGGCUUGCAAAGAGUGGGGCUUCUUUCAGUUGAUCAAUCAUGGAGCAUCGGAAGCAAUCGAGAAAAUGAAGGUGGUCACAGAGGAGUUCUUUGAGCUGCCUUUAGAGGAGAAGAUGACCUGUGCACAACUCCCAAAUAAUAUUGAAGGUUAUGGCCAAGCCUUUGUUGUAUCAGAAGAUCAGAAGCUUGACUGGGGUGACAUGCUCUUCCUUAUGCCCCUACCAGUCUCUCACAGAAACAUGAGAUUUUGGCCCAUGACUCCCACUUCAUUCAGAUCAACCUUGGAUGAGUACUCGUCAGAGCUGCACAAAGUUUCAAUUAGCCUCUUCAGCUUGAUGGCUAAAAAUCUUGGUAUUGAUUCUGAGAAGCUCACCAGCUUGUAUGAAGAUGGCAGACAAGGGGUGAGAAUGAAUUACUAUCCACCUUGUGUGCAGGCAGACAAGGUUAUGGGCAUCACUCCACACUCCGACGCCACAGGAAUGACCCUGCUGAUUCAAGUUAAUGAAGUGCAAGGACUGCAAAUCAAGAAAAACCAUAAAUGGAUACCUGUUAAACCUGUUCCUGGUGCAAUUAUUAUCAACAUUGGAGACAUCAUGGAGAUUAUGAGUAAUGGAGAAUACAGCAGCAUUGAGCACAGAGCUGUUGUGAAUUUUGGAAAGGCUCGACUUUCAAUUGCUGCAUUUCACAGUCCAAAUGUAAGUACCAAUAUUGGUCCUCUGGCAGAUCUCAUGAGAGAGAGUGGAGCAAAGUAUAAGACAUUGAGCAAUGACAACUAUGUGAGAUUGAUUGUUUCCAGCAAACUUGAUGGUAAAAGCCUUCUGAAUCAUAUGAGAGUUAUGCAGUAAGAAGAAAAAAGUAGAAUGCUUGUGGAAGAACUGUUUUUUUUUUUUUUU
Messenger RNA from Ilex paraguariensis (yerba mate), 1597 nucleotides. NCBI's taxonomy places the organism in Eukaryota, Viridiplantae, Streptophyta, Magnoliopsida, Aquifoliales, Aquifoliaceae. The record is from the annotation of a GenBank genome assembly.